Molecule: messenger RNA, 1654 nt
Organism: Rhea pennata
Lineage: Eukaryota; Metazoa; Chordata; Aves; Rheiformes; Rheidae
Product: ultra-long-chain fatty acid omega-hydroxylase
Exons: 12
Coding region: 43-1638 (531 amino acids)
Molecular function (GO): heme binding; monooxygenase activity; iron ion binding
Source: RefSeq, a predicted model, not a curated record
AAGACCGGAGCAGCCUGCGUCCGUGGCCGGAGCCGCGUGACCAUGUCGUGGCUGGCUUGGGUGACCCCGGUCUUGCUCCUCACCACCAUAGCCCUGCUCUUCAGCGGGCUGUGGCACGCCGCGGCGGCCGGGUGCCAGGUCCACAGCACGUGGCGCCGCCUGCGCCGCUUCCCGUGCCCGCCCUGGCGCAACUGGCUGUUGGGUCACACGGGCAUGGCGAAGAGCACAGAAGAAGGCCUGCAGAACGUGGAUGACGUGGUGAGGCGAUACCACCACUGCUGCCUCUGGUGGAUCACGCCGUGGCUGCCCAUCCUCCGCCUCUUCCACCCCGACACCCUCCGGCCCAUGCUCCUCGCCUCAGCCUUCGUCGCCCCAAAGGAUGAGCUCUUCUAUGGCUUCCUCAAGCCCUGGUUGGGGGACGGGCUGCUACUGAGCCACGGGCGCAAGUGGGCCCGGCACCGGCGCCUGCUGACGCCGGCUUUUCACCCCAAUGUCCUCAAGUCCUACAUGGGCAUCUUCAACCAGAGCACGGAGAUCAUGCACGCCAAGUGGCGGCGGAAGGCAGCAGGGGCGCCGGUGGUGCUGGACGUCUUCGAGUCCCUGGCUCUGCUCACCCUCGACACCCUCCAGAAAUGCAUCUUCAGCCACGACAGCCACUGCCAGGAGCAGCCCAGCAAGUACGUCGCGACCAUCCUGGAGUUGAGUGCCUUGGUGGUGCGGCGCCAGCGCCAGCUGCUCCAUCACCCGGACUGGCUCUACCACCUCUCAGCUGAUGGCCAUCGCUUUGCCCGCGCCUGUGCCACCGUGCACAGCUUCACUGCUGCCGUGGUUCAGGGUCGGCGCCAGGAACUCGAGCGCCUGGGCCACCAGGCCUGGCUGGAGGGCCACCAGGGCCGGAGCAUGGACUUCAUCGACCUCUUGCUGCUUGCCAAGGAUGAGGACGGUCAGGACCUGUCGGAUGAGGACAUCUCAGCUGAGGCUGACACAUUCAUGUUUGAGGGUCACGACACUACCGCCAGCGGCUUGGUGUGGCUGCUUUACAACCUGGCCUGCCACCCCCACCACCAGGAGCGGUGCCGCCAAGAGGUCCAGGAGCUCCUCAAGGACAGAGAGGUGGAGGAGAUCAAAUGGGAGGAUCUGUCCCACCUUCCCUUCACCACCAUGUGCAUCAAGGAGAGUCUCCGGCUGCACCCGCCGGUUACUGCCGUGUCACGGCGUUGCACCAAGGACAUCGCGCUGCAUGACGGCCACGUUGUCCCCAGUGGGACCACCUGCCUGCUGAGCAUCUACGGGACACACCACAACCCGUCUGUGUGGCCCGAGCCCCAGGUCUUUGACCCACUGCGGUUCAGCCCGGAGAACAUGCAGGGACGGUCCCCGCUGGCCUUCGUCCCCUUCUCUGCCGGGCCCAGGAACUGCAUCGGGCAGAGCUUCGCCAUGGCCGAGAUGAAGGUGGUGGCGGCGCUGACGCUGCGGCGCUUCACCCUGCGCCUGGCUGAGCGCUGCCCGGUGCGCCGCAAGCCCGAGCUCGUCCUCCGCCCCGAGGGCGGCCUCCGUCUGCUGCUCGAGCCGCUGGCCGGGGUGCCGUGGCCACGGCGCGGGGACCACGGAGGCGCCACGGUGGGGACGGGUGAAUAAAAACGUUGGCACGGUG